Molecule: messenger RNA, 1044 nt
Organism: Acanthosepion pharaonis
Lineage: Eukaryota; Metazoa; Mollusca; Cephalopoda; Sepiida; Sepiidae
Source: the annotation of a GenBank genome assembly
AUGCCUGCUAUCUAUCUAUCUAUCUAUCUAUCUAUCUAUCUAUCUAUCUAUCUAUCUCAGUCUGUUCGUUAUCUAUUUACUUCAUUCUUCUUAAUUUCUCUCUUUUACUUGUUAUGUUACCAAUUGUUUUGCUACUACACCAACUGGUCGCAGUACAGACACGGUACAGGCAAGUUCUUACCACGUGACAUUGACCCGAAGCUGUGCACCCACAUUCUUUACGCCUUCGGUACUCUUACGGGAACGGAUGUCACUACAACAGAAUGGAAUGAUGAUGUUCUAAUUGUUGAUUACGUAUUAUUCAUGACAUAUGACUUUCAUGGUUCCUGGGAGAAAGUAACUGGUCACGUGGCACCGCUCUACGCUAAACCCGGCGAAAGAAACGGCAGGGAAUAUCUGAACGUUGACUAUGCCGUGAGAUAUUGGCUUUCAAAAGGUGCUCCACCAUCAAAAUUGAUUAUGGGAAUUCCUCUUUAUGGCCGUUCCUUUACUUUGUCAGACGAUAGUUAUAACGGGAUGAUGGCCCCAGCUCCGAGGCCAGGAAAGCCAGGUCCCAUAACGCAAAGUGCAGGGAUCAUGUCGUACAACGAAUGCGAAUAUUUGAUUAAUCGUCAGUUGGGUGGAGCAAUGGUUUGGGCCUUAGACCAAGAUGAUUUUAACAACGCAUGUAAAGGUGGUACCUAUCCUCUACUGAGAAUUAUAAGUUACUACAUGAAGAUAUCAACCAAUCCGAUACCUACUAAAAGACCAGUGACAAGACACCCUCCUUCAAGAUGGACUCCCAGACCAACAGCAAUAAUUCCGAAUCCACCAACUUGGCACCCAUUCAUAGAGUGCGUCCUACACAUGAAACUGUCUGUAACGGGAAACAUUUGUGGGCGUGUGGAAAGGUCCUGUCCUGCUGUUGGGAGUCAACUUGUUGGUGAUCCUCAUGACAGACAUGUUUUCCACUUUUGCGUCAAUGGAAGGGACUACAGGUACACUUGUCCCCCGACUCUUGUGUGGGACCCUCGCAUCAAACACUGUAAUUACGACUGGCGAUGA